AUACUUGGUAAGGGGCCUGCAUGGGCACAGCACCCACCCCCCCGUGACUCCCCACACACCCCAGCCACCCAGCCACUGGCCAAUGGGCUUCUGGGAAGAUCAAAUGUCACUAUAACACGAGUCCCGGAGCCGGGCGCCAGUGCCUGCAGCCGGUCCUGUCCACAGGGAGCUCCAGCGCUUCUCACACGAGACCCACAGAAACCACCCACCUUCACCAUGUCUGACGAGGAAGUUGAACAGGUGGAGGAGCAGUACGAAGAAGAAGAGGAAGCCCAGGAGGAAGCUGCAGAAGUCCAUGAGGAAGUUCAUGAGCCAGAGGAAGUUCAAGAAGAGGAGAAGCCAAGACCCAAACUCACUGCUCCUAAGAUCCCAGAAGGGGAGAAGGUGGACUUCGAUGAUAUCCAGAAGAAGCGUCAGAACAAAGACCUCAUGGAGCUCCAGGCCCUCAUCGACAGCCAUUUUGAAGCCCGGAAGAAGGAGGAAGAGGAGCUGAUCGCUCUCAAAGAGAGAAUCGAGAAGCGCCGUGCGGAGAGAGCAGAGCAGCAGAGGAUUCGUGCAGAGAAGGAGAGGGAGCGCCAGAACAGACUGGCAGAGGAAAAGGCCAGAAGGGAGGAGGAGGACGCCAAGAGGAGGGCAGAGGACGACCUGAAGAAGAAGAAGGCCCUGUCUUCCAUGGGAGCGAACUACAGCAGUUACCUGGCCAAGGCUGACCAGAAGAGAGGCAAGAAGCAGACGGCACGCGAAAUGAAGAAGAAGAUUCUUGCCGAGAGACGCAAGCCACUCAACAUCGACCACCUCGGUGAAGACAAGCUGAGGGACAAGGCCAAGGAGCUCUGGGAGACCCUGUACCAGCUGGAGACCGACAAGUUUGAGUUUGGGGAGAAGCUGAAACGCCAGAAAUAUGAUAUCAUGAAUGUCCGGGCCAGAGUGCAGAUGCUGGCCAAGUUAUCACCACGCUCAGGAGCCGCAUCGACCAGGCCCAGAAGCACAGCAAGAAGGCUGGGUCCCCAGCCAAGGGCAAAGUCGGCGGGCGCUGGAAAUAGAGAGGCCAAAAAGGCCCCUCGAGGCAGAUACCCUCCGCCCUCUCGCACAUGGGAGUCGCUCGUGGGACUCGGCAUCCUCCAACCCCCACCAUCCCAGCAGGAGCUCCCUGACCAUCCUGGGGCUGGAGAGGCCACCCCAGAGCCCCACCUGAAUCUCUGUCCUUGCUGCCUCCAUCCCCCAGGGCCUGUGAAUAAAGCUGCAGACCCCCCUCCACCGCGUGCACUCGCUUCUGCAUGGGGGCCCCGGGGGACACGGGGGAGGUGAGGGGGCUGCCCAAGG
This is a messenger RNA of Sapajus apella (tufted capuchin), 1323 nucleotides long. It is a transcript of the gene TNNT3, whose product is annotated as troponin T3, fast skeletal type. Lineage: Eukaryota; Metazoa; Chordata; Mammalia; Primates; Cebidae. Gene Ontology annotation, molecular function: troponin C binding; troponin I binding; tropomyosin binding. Gene Ontology annotation, biological process: regulation of muscle contraction; sarcomere organization; muscle contraction. The transcript is spliced from 18 exons. Gene Ontology annotation, cellular component: troponin complex. The coding region runs from base 217 to 1308 and encodes 363 amino acids. The record is from RefSeq and is a predicted model, not a curated record.